AUGGGUUUAUGUAGAUUACUAAUGGGAAGCAAAUUAUGCGUGUGGGUGCAGAUGACAGACCAGGACACCGUUAUGAUACUGACUGGAAACUGGGUCAGAGAAGAUGAUGGAAAAUGGGUGUUUGAUUCGCUAAACGAAGAAGGCACAGAGUUCUUUACCCUCAAAGCUGGUCUCGAAUACGACGAACUCGUUGACCUCGUGAAACAGAGCCUAGCUAUUGCCUCCAGAAAUGUUAAACUAAAAAUAUCAUAUCAAUAUUCUUCGUGGAUGCUGAUUGACGAUGGAGAUGGGUCAACACCCCAGUUCAUCUCCGAAAACCAUGAGGUGGAGGUGUUUGUUCAAAUGAGGCGAAAAAUAGAGGAGGUCAACCUCUGUGUCACCAUCUCCCAGUGCAGUGAUGGAGUAACCACUGGUAACAGUAAACCACAUUUUGCAAAUGUCACUGAUCAGAACGUAUUUGGUGGGAGCUUUGGCGUGCCAGUUAGCGAUAUUAUACCAUACAGGCGCAAUGGUAUAGAUAUAAGGGAGAACCAACCUAUCGUUCGACUUCGCAGCCCAACAACUUCGGAAGCGAAUCAUUGGAAGGGGAAGGCCGUCGUAGUGGAAGUCGAGAAUGGAAGCAAAGCAGAUGAUUAUGUUUACCAGAGAGCUUAUGCAGACAUGAACACACCACAGAGGAAGGCGAAACCAGUAGACCAUGUUGAAAAAGAUGGCAUAGAGGCUGCACUGGAGGCAGUCCCGUAUGAAGGAGACAAUCUAUUUGUGGGGCAGGAAGUUUCAUUUCAAGACAAAGAGUUCAACACCAAACUUCAUGGUCUAAUAUGCGUGGGGAUUGACUGUCCCUGGAGAGUAUACGCUGCAUGUGUAGAUGGAACAUGCAAUUUCCAGAUCCGCCAAGCAACUCUUACGCACUGUUGUACCCUUGAUGCCCGCAGCAACUUCCAUAAAUUGGCUACAACACAAGUAAUUGGGGAGCUUAUACAAUCACGUUUUAUUGCCAUCAAGAUAGGACCCACCCCCACAACAAUUCGAAAGAUGCUCCUUGACGACUUCCAUGUCAAUGUCUCCUAUUGGAAAUCCUGGAGGGGCCGAGAGGUGGCAAGGGAAUUGGCGUUAGGUUCUAUGGCGGGAAGUUACGCACUUAAGCCCGCGUAUAUGGGACUACUCCAAACCACCAACCCCGAUUCCAUCUGCUACCUGCACAAAGAAGAGAAUAUAGAAGGGAAGAUGGUGUUUAAAUAUGCAUUCAUUGCGUUUGCGGCUUCGAUCAAAGGGUACCGGUACAUGCGAAAAGUGAUUGUCAUCGAUAGGACAAGUUUGAAAGGCAAAUAUGGCGGAUGUUUGCUCUCAGUGUCUGCGCAAGAUGGAAAUUUUCAAAUAUUCCCUUUAGCAUUCUGUAUCGUUGACAGUGAGAACGAUGACGCUUGGGAGUGGUUUUUAACGGAGAUGAAAACUUUUGUCUCUGAUGAAGAAUACCUUGUCUUCGUGUCCGACAGACAUUCUAGCAUUUACAAUGCAAUUGAAAAGGUUCGUCCCACAAAUGGACUAUUUGGUAAACUACAUAGUCGUGCCUAA
This is a messenger RNA of Brassica napus (rape), 1575 nucleotides long. RefSeq lists its product as uncharacterized. Bases 1 to 1575 code for a protein of 524 amino acids. NCBI's taxonomy places the organism in Eukaryota, Viridiplantae, Streptophyta, Magnoliopsida, Brassicales, Brassicaceae. The transcript is spliced from 5 exons. The record is from RefSeq and is a predicted model, not a curated record.